AGCGGUUCUAUGCGCGUUCACGUCAGUGGAGGAGACGAGAGGACAGAAGGCGGCAGAGAGACAAAUAAAACCCAAUUAACCGAUUAUUACGGAAACCGACACAAUACAUUUUGCCGAGAUGUCAGAGGAAAAGCCAAAGGAGGGAGUCAAGACUGAGAAUGACCACAUCAACCUCAAGGUUGCAGGGCAAGAUGGAUCAGUGGUCCAGUUCAAAAUCAAAAGGCACACACCACUCAGCAAACUAAUGAAGGCGUACUGUGAACGACAGGGUCUCUCAAUAAGGCAGAUCAGGUUCAGGUUUGAUGGCCAGCCUAUCAAUGAGACGGACACACCUGCACAGCUGGAGAUGGAAGAUGAAGACACCAUAGAUGUUUUCCAGCAGCAGACGGGUGGGCUCUGCUAAAUCCUCCAUCAAUGGCGGCCACCCUCAGACCACGCCCCUAGCCACUUUCACUGUCCUUCCCCUCCUCAUUGCUCCUCUCAGCCUAUAAUUAUUAUUAUUAUUAUUAUUGUUAUUAUUAUUAUUAUUAUCAUUAUUUCACGAUGUCUGUCAUGGUUCUUCGUCAGGUGUAUGUGGGAGGGGCUCCUCAGCUGUUUAUGUACUGUCUCAGCCCAAACUGAACUUUUUGUGCGUGUCAACAUUUUCUCUCUGCUGGCCAUUCAGGACAACAUUUUCCAUCUGGCAGUACAGGCUUUGAUUGGACCACAGCUCGCCACGGCUGUGCCUGCUUUGUCAGUGCUGCUCGUUCGCUCUCCAGUGAGAACUUUGUACCCAGUAGUUUGGUUUUCAUCUGGCGGGGUCGAACAUGCGGCUCUGUGCGUUAUGUCCAGGGGUCGCACUCGAUGGGCAUGAAAAUUUUUUUUUGAAGUGGAGGCACUAUCUGAACUUACGACACACCCAGGUUCCAUUUCACUUCACGCUAUUGUGUUUUGUUUUUUGUCUGAUUGUUGACUCCUGCUUCUGUCAUAAAAUGUAUUUUAAUGGUCUUUGCCUUUUAGGUGCUUUUGCUAAAGAGUCCCGCAAUGUUUUUCAAAUUUUUUUUUUCUUUUAAGAAUUAACCAGGGGCUUGUUGGUUAUUUUUGCUUUUCCUCUGUACAAACGUUUUCAGGUUGGAUGUUGGAUAAAAGUUGUGAGGCUUGGACCAAUACUCCAAAGACAGAACAUCUGUUUCAUAUUUGCUGUAUUCUGAUCACUCUAAAAGCAAACUGCGAAGCUAAAACUGUCAUAUUUUAAGGGAAUUUGUAUUUCAUUAAUGUCAUUCGCUGUUUCUUUGACUGCUACUACUUUAGACCGAUUCAUUGGCCAUAUCUGAGGUACAGACUAUUACUCAGUCGACCAGACAAUUGUCUGCAUAAUGCUUCUGGGGUUGGCCGUCUCAUCUCUGUAUCUUCCUUGCAAAUGUAUCCUGAUGGGAGAACUGACUCUACAUGUGCUUUGAAGGGGAUUUGCCUCCAGUCUGAGCAGGGAUAUCCAACAAAAGUCAGUGUUUUUGUUAAGUGUUUUUGAAAAACCUUUGAUCGGCUUUGUCAGCUAUAGAGAUGAUUUCUGGUUUGCACAAGACAGAAGUUGCAGGUCGAUUGUUUAAAAAAAAAAAAUGCAGUUUUGAAAAUGGUAAAGAUGUCUGAAGUGGUGAUGAAUGUCUGCAACAUUUUGCGGUUAGGAGAAGGAUGCAUGCGGCUGGUUGCAUAUUGAAAAGGGCACGGAGGUCAACUGAUGGAGUUUGGGAGAUAAGUGUUCAGUACGAACAGGGCCCCGUUCUUUGUACAUGGAUAUAAAAGUUGGUUUGAUUUGUUGAGUCUGGGUCAUUCAAUCCUAAAGCUAAAGCUCAGAACCUGCAAAAGUGCAAGCUUCUUAAGGACGAGUUGGGUCAUUACCACAUGUUAGGUUAACCGAUUUGAUUUUAUUGGUUCAUUUUUGUCUCAUGAGGCUGCAGUGUUCUUCACAGGCAACAUUGAGCAUCACAACUGAUGAGGUUUUAAAUUCCUUUGUGUGGGAUUUAUGGUUAUCUGGAAAUUUAACAUUGUAAUAGUCAUUACUGGCAUAUAAUUAAAAUAUGGAUCAUGUUUUCUUACCUUAAACUGAAUGAUGUGCUUCUACUCCACCUGUGGCUCCUCCUCCAUGCAGUCCACCAUGAUGCACUGACAUGUUUCUCCCGAAAGGACAAAACAAACUGGCUCUGGGGUGAGCCUUUUAUGAUUUUAAUGUUUCCUCAAGGCCACGUGCUUGGCACAGUGAGGGGUAUUCGUCUGACUGCAGUCUGCCUCCUUGUCUAUGGAUGACACUAAAUCCUACACAUAGAACCUUUCAGUAGCUAUAUACAGUACAGAGCAAAAGCCAUUUUCAUUUUGGGAUUUUGUGAACCAGUGUUAUGUUGACAUUUGUAGUACUGUGGAUUAAAUAGUUGUCUUAAGGCAGCAAUUUUGGAGGUGUAACUGGAUGUGUGAAUUUCCCAUAUCCUGUCAUUUCUUAUAGUUCAGCCACACUAAGAGCAUCCAAACAGAUUAUAUAAGUGAAGUCUACAGCUGUAUAGUGCCAGUACCCAAUCGCUUUUUUUUUUUUCUUAAAUGAAUAAACAGCCUCCGCACAAGCCAAUCACAAGUAACAAUCAUGGUUUCAGUUCUCCGGUCACAAAAUAAGAGCACAGUCCCCAAGACAAACUUAUCUGCUUCUACUCGCCUCUGAAGAACCACGUUAGCUGGACAAACAUUUGUUUGAGCUGGCUGACGUUUAGGGGCAACACUCAAUGUACAAAGAACUGGGUCCAGGUUGUUGUCAUGUUAUUUGUUUCUCUACUGAUUUGUACAUUAUUUGUGGUCUUUUACUACUGUAUACAAUAAAUAUAGUUUGGUACUCAGA
This is a messenger RNA of Solea senegalensis (Senegalese sole), 2857 nucleotides long. It is a transcript of the gene sumo3a, whose product is annotated as small ubiquitin like modifier 3a. The record is from RefSeq and is a predicted model, not a curated record. Gene Ontology annotation, biological process: protein sumoylation. Gene Ontology annotation, molecular function: protein tag activity; ubiquitin-like protein ligase binding. Bases 119 to 403 code for a protein of 94 amino acids. Gene Ontology annotation, cellular component: nucleus. NCBI's taxonomy places the organism in Eukaryota, Metazoa, Chordata, Actinopteri, Pleuronectiformes, Soleidae. The transcript has 4 exons.